Penicillium malachiteum is the source of this 1506-nucleotide messenger RNA. Its product is annotated as tetratricopeptide repeat protein. The record is from RefSeq and is a predicted model, not a curated record. Gene Ontology annotation, cellular component: intracellular anatomical structure. The transcript has 3 exons. The coding region runs from base 1 to 1506 and encodes 501 amino acids. Lineage: Eukaryota; Fungi; Ascomycota; Eurotiomycetes; Eurotiales; Aspergillaceae. Gene Ontology annotation, molecular function: protein binding.
AUGACUCAAGAAAUGAUCUCGCCCGUUCCGGCUAGUGCCGAGUACUAUGAUCUUUGCUCGUUUGGCCAUACCAUUACUACAACCAGUGUCGAUACACAAAUUUGGUUCAACCGCGGCUUGACAUGGGUCUACCCAUUCAAUCAUAUCGAAGGUGCUUAUUGCUUUGAGCAAGCUAUUGCUCAUGAUCCGAAUUGCGCGAUGGCGUACUGGGUCUUGCGUGUGAUAGGUUACGAUGCUUCCCAAAGGGCCAAAGAGUCUGCUGUGAAUGCUACACCUCUCGAGCAAGCUCUCAUUGAAGCGAUCCAGUACCGAUUUUUGUCCAGUAAGCCUGCCACGGAUUACCCGGCUCUGAAUAAAGGCUAUGCCGAUGCCAUGAAGCUGGUUUAUGACAAGUUUGGUCACGAUCUUGACGUUGCAACAAUUUAUGCCGAUGCGUUGAUGAAUAUUACGCCUUGGGCUUUAUGGGAUCUUUUUACUGGCAAACCAAAUCCUAAUGCCCCCACCCUACAGGCGCAAGCCGUACUAGAGCGGGCACUGGCUCAAGAGAAAGAUGGCGCGGAUAAAAACCCUGGAUUAAUUCAUCUAUACAUCCACUUCAUUGAAAUGUCACCCAAUCCAGAGCUUGGCAUCAAUGCCGCCGACAAGUUGAGAGAUCUUGUUCCAGAUCCUGGUCACAUUCAACAUAUGCCCACUCACUUGGAUAUCUUGGCAGCUCUUGACGCGGUCACCCGCAUGGAAUCAACUGUACCUGAAGAGGUUCUUCGCAUCCAGUCACCUCCGAUGGCUGACUGGCUGGAACAAUUUAUGGGCAUUUGUCUUCACGUUAUGGUGCGAUUCGGCAUUUGGGAGGAACUCAAGCUCAAAGAGCUACCCCACGACCGGGAAUUAUUUGCAGGUACCACAGCUACGACCCAUUAUGCCCGAGGUCUCGCAUUUGCAGCUACAGGUGAUAUCGCCUCAGCCCGGACAGAGCAAAGCCUGUUCCUUCAAGCUUGGGCUCAAGUUUCAGAAACCCGUCGAGCCUAUAACGGCAAGAUGGUGGACGUUCUUAAGGUCGCAGCUGCUAUGAUGGAGGGAGAAAUUGAUUACCGCUGUCAGAGUUAUGACAAGGCCUUUGAAUCCCUUCGCCGUGCUAUUGAUCUUGAAGAUAACCUUCCUUACAGUGAGCCUUGGUCAUGGAUGCAGCCAGUUCGUCAUGCCUAUGCUGCGUUGCUCAUGGAGCAAGGCCAUCUGGAAAAAGCAGAGCGCACCUAUCGCGCUGAUCUAGAAUUCGACACGACUGUUAUUCAUCCUCGCCGCCAUCCCAACAACGUUUGGUCACUUCAAGGUUACCAUGAGUGUCUUAUUCGACUGGGCAAAACGAACGAAGCUCUCAUGAUUGAGCAGUCGACCAAGCUAGCUCUUGCUGUUGCCGAUGUGCCGAUUAAGUCCUCAUGUUUUUGCCGUUUGGAUACCACUGGAGCGCCCAACGUCAACGGAUGUUGCUCCACUCAAAAUGAAGGUUGA